Messenger RNA from Zymoseptoria tritici IPO323, 868 nucleotides. RefSeq lists its product as uncharacterized. Bases 116 to 868 code for a protein of 250 amino acids. The record is from RefSeq and is a predicted model, not a curated record. The transcript is spliced from 2 exons. NCBI's taxonomy places the organism in Eukaryota, Fungi, Ascomycota, Dothideomycetes, Mycosphaerellales, Mycosphaerellaceae.
AUACUCCAGACGGACCAUCGCUCCUCCAUCAGCGCUCUCAACGCGUAACAUAUACACCACCAGCUAUCCCCAGCAAAUCUCGAUCGCAUACCAUCACCGAACACACCUCGCAGAAAUGCGCGUCUCAACCUUCGUCCUCGCGCUUCCUGCGCUCGCCGCCGCUCAGCAGCAAAUCCCGCUAGUCGACCAAGUCAAAGGAUGGUUCGCAAAGGCCACCGAGUCGCUCAACGCCGUCGUGUCAUCUGCCAGCGAGUCCGUCUCUGUGAAAGUCCCGAAUCCCGUGGCAUCCGGCGCCGCCAAAGUGGCAACGUUGAAGGUGGAGAGAAUUGGACUCGACAACCACAACGAGGUGAUCAAGCCGGACAACCCCAGCUCAAGCACUGGCAUUGAGACCUGGUUAGUUUAUGUCCAUGGUGGAAACAAAACCUGCUUUGGCAUGUGCGGAUCCGCCGAAACGGCAUUCAACGAGAGCGUGGUACUCUUGGCCGCAUCGCCGAACCCACCCAAGCUCGCCAGGAUGGAUUGUGAGACGGAUCCGGUCCUUUGCAAUGCUUGGGCCAUCAGCCCGCCACAGAUUGUCCACAUCCAGCUCCCGCAGCCUCUCGCCGACCAGUCGACUCCAGCGACCACUGUACGCUCCAUCCCGUUGAAUCGCACCACCGUGGCCGCGACUCAAAUCGCUGCCAUCCACCUCGAGGACAAGUACCUCGAGACCACCCCCUACGAAGGACUUUUCCACCCAUUCGAUGGCCAGCUCGCGAAGCUUGGCCUCAACAUCCCAUUCGGCUACUUGAUGUGGGGUUUCUCUCUCGUCCCGUCGUGGGCGCUCAUGAUCGGCAUUUCAUUCAUCAGCAGGACCUUCAUGUAA